Messenger RNA from Dentiscutata erythropus, 421 nucleotides. Lineage: Eukaryota; Fungi; Glomeromycota; Glomeromycetes; Diversisporales; Gigasporaceae. The record is from the annotation of a GenBank genome assembly.
AUGAUAUCUGUAAAAUUUUGGUUCAUUUCUCUUUUCAUUUUCCUUACCAUAAUCUCUGUAAGUCCAUAUCCAAAUCCGACAAAACGUAAUGUUGGAGACGUUGCGAGUGCCACCUUUCCUUAUGUAAAUAACGUAAACACAGUUACCGGUGAAGUUCAUUUCGCUGAAAUCGCCGGUGGUAAACUCAGAAUUACAGGACAAUUUAAUACUGGGUUUCCAAAUGCACACCCUGAUAAUUAUCAAGUUGAGAUUAUUGACAAAGAUGAUAAAGUAAUUUUUGACAUGACAGAUGCAUUUAAAUAUAAACUUACAAUCAAUGUUCCAGGCACAUCACCAUUUGAAUGUGAUGUUGCCAAUUUGACUAUUGAAAAAAUUGUCGGUAAAUAUAUUUUGAUUAAGAGGAGGAAUUAUGUUGAAGCCG